CAGCAGUGCACCAACCGGAAGCGUCCGUGUUGUGGCGGAAGGAGGUGUUUUCUGGCAGCAGCCGGUGGUGAGAAGCGUGGCGGGCGAAGAUGAUUCAGGCGAUUCUUGUUUUCAAUAAUCACGGGAAGCCGCGGUUGGUCCGCUUCUACCAGCGUUUCCCAGAAGAAAUUCAACAGCAGAUUGUUCGAGAGACCUUCCAUCUAGUUCUCAAGCGGGAUGACAACAUCUGUAACUUCUUGGAGGGUGGAAGUUUGAUUGGUGGCUCUGACUACAAACUGAUUUAUCGGCACUAUGCUACCCUCUACUUUGUUUUUUGUGUGGAUUCAUCAGAGAGUGAACUUGGGAUCUUGGAUCUCAUCCAGGUUUUUGUGGAGACUCUGGAUAAAUGUUUUGAAAAUGUUUGUGAAUUGGAUUUGAUCUUCCAUAUGGAUAAGGUGCACUACAUCCUUCAGGAGGUGGUGAUGGGUGGGAUGGUGUUGGAAACAAACAUGAAUGAAAUUGUGGCUCAGAUUGAAGCUCAGAACAGGCUGGAGAAAUCCGAGGGUGGCCUUUCGGCAGCGCCCGCCCGGGCUGUGUCUGCUGUGAAGAACAUCAACCUGCCAGAGAUGCCUCGGAACAUCAACAUUGGCGAUCUCAACAUCAAGGUCCCCAACCUGUCCCAGUUUGUCUGAGAGUGGAAGAUGGCUGAACUGAGUUCUUGGAACCAGCAAAGCCAAGCCAGUCCUGCAGCAGAACCCACUCUGCGCCCUAGAGGAGUCCAAUCUCAGGCCCUGGCCCUUCUGUCCUGGAGCAGGAAGGCGUCCUGUGUCACCCCUAGCCUGUGCCCGCUCCUCACAUGUGCAGCCUUGCCCUUCUCUCAUACACGUGGCCGCUGCAGAUGUGAGGGGCACCGGCUGCCUCGGUGGGGGUCAGGAGACCAAGCCAUUCACCCCCUUUACCUCCCACGUGCAGCCACUCCUAGGGGUUGGGGACUGUAGUAAGAGGCCCCUCUGCUCCCAGAACUCCACCAUAAGGACAUUCUCUGACUCAAGUCUUCAAGCUUAGCACCAUAAGGCUCCUGAGGUCCUGUAGAAUUGACUUUCCUGGCAAGGUGCCGUAGCUAGAAAAGGGAUAUGGUGAGUGGCAAACAAGGACAAGAUUUUUGAGAACCAGAAUUGCCUACCCGCUCUCCUAGAAUUGUCAUACCCAGAAACCUUUUGUAUAGCUUUCCGAUCACCAUCUCCUGCAGAGUGCAUCCCCCCACUGCCGCAGUCCCAGCUCUGUCCCACAGGUGUUUAUAUGCAGGACACAGUCCAGUCACAAACCUGGUGCUUGCGCCCCCAUUUCUGCCGAUACGAAGAGCACCCCCCAUAGCUAGAGGGAAGAGGCCCUGUAUCUAUAGAAGGCAAGGCUGGCAACACGUGGAACAUCUCAGAAUUACAACUUCCCAGGUUUAAAAUACAUUCUCCUCACGAGGAGCAGACGAGUCAGCUGCUGUCUUACGAAUGAUGAGUCUUCUCCAAAGCCCACUGCUGUCUGUAUCAGCUUCUGGAGCAUGAGAGCCUCAGCUGGGAUCACCCGUCCUGGACCUGACACAGAAAGACUGGGGACACAGGCAGCAUGCUGACUGAGACCGGUGGCAGUGAAGCAUCUUCUCCCCGGUGUGCGAGGGGUCCCUCCCUAAGCUUGCUUAUGCGCAUGCCCUGUUCUCCUCUGGUGACAGUCCCCCAGAGCUAGCUGUGGAAACCUGUAAUAAGGUAUGAUAAG
This is a messenger RNA of Vicugna pacos (alpaca), 1746 nucleotides long. RefSeq names its product adaptor related protein complex 3 subunit sigma 2 (gene AP3S2). The record is from RefSeq and is a predicted model, not a curated record. Gene Ontology annotation, cellular component: membrane coat; AP-3 adaptor complex. Gene Ontology annotation, biological process: Golgi to vacuole transport; intracellular protein transport. NCBI's taxonomy places the organism in Eukaryota, Metazoa, Chordata, Mammalia, Artiodactyla, Camelidae.